Messenger RNA from Musca domestica (house fly), 789 nucleotides. Lineage: Eukaryota; Metazoa; Arthropoda; Insecta; Diptera; Muscidae. The record is from the annotation of a RefSeq genome assembly.
AUGUCAACACAUUCAAAUCACCCAUUUCAUUUAGUAGACUAUAGUCCAUGACCAUUAACAGCAUCAAUUGGAGCUAUAACAACAGUUGCAGGAAUAGUAAAAUGAUUUCAUCAAUAUGAUAAUUCAUUAUUCUUAUUAGGAAAUGUUAUUACAAUUUUAACUGUGUACCAAUGAUGACGAGAUGUUUCUCGAGAAGGAACAUAUCAAGGUCUUCAUACACUUUCUGUUACUACAGGUUUACGAUGAGGAAUAAUUUUAUUUAUUCUUUCAGAAGUUUUAUUUUUCGUUUCAUUUUUUUGAGCAUUUUUCCAUAGUAGCUUAUCCCCUUCAAUUGAAUUAGGAGCAAUAUGACCACCUUUAGGAAUUACUCCUUUCAAUCCAUUCCAAAUUCCUUUAUUAAAUACUGUAAUUUUACUAACUUCUGGAAUUACUGUAACUUGAGCUCAUCAUAGUUUAAUGGAAGGUAAUCAUUCACAAACUACACAAGGAUUAUUUUUUACAGUAUUAUUAGGAAUUUACUUUACAAUUCUUCAAGCUUAUGAAUAUAUUGAAGCUCCAUUCACAAUUGCAGAUUCAGUUUACGGUUCUACUUUCUUUAUAGCAACAGGAUUUCAUGGUCUUCAUGUAUUAAUUGGAACAACUUUUUUAAUUGUUUGUUUAGGUCGACAUUUAAAUAACCACUUUUCAAAAAAUCACCACUUUGGAUUUGAAGCUGCUGCUUGAUAUUGACAUUUUGUUGAUAUUGUUUGAUUAUUCCUUUAUGUAUCUAUUUACUGAUGAGGAGGAUAA